AGUAGUCACUGUUGCACAGCGAAAAGUGCUGGCGAGUCUGCCUUUUCUGCAAGAAGCUAAUUGAGCUAGACUUAGUCGCUAUGGUUGCUCAACAAGCAGCAAUGUACAAGAUGCUUCAUCUACUCGGCCUGCUAGUGACAGCUGGUCUCCUCUCUCCUUGCAUGGCAGAGACCUUCUAUGUCACCCCAACCCUCCCAGCCCCAGCUGACUGUCCUCAACCUUGUUACACACUGGACCAGUUUACUCAAAACCAGAGUUUAUUAUCUGGCCACAACAACAUCACUCUGAUAUUCCUGGAGGGAGUUCACAAUCUCAGCGACUACCUUACUGUUAAUACUAGUUUUAUAAUCUUGCAGCCAGCACUUCCAAACCUGGGACAACGCCCGAAGAUUAUUGGUCGAUUAGACAUAACAGUGAUUUUAAUCACAUCAUCAAAUGUAUUGAUCACAGAAAUUUUGUUUGAGAAUGUUCUACUAUAUGUAUUUGAGAUUCAUGUAGCUACUAUCCGAUCGUGUAGCUUUUGUGGUCAUGGUGGUGGCUUGGAACUGGGUAACUACCAAGACCCGAUUGCCGACAGCUCAAUAGUAAUCAAAAAUUUGACUAUAUCUCAAACCUAUAGGGGAGUUUUGGUCUUGGCAGUAGAAAAAGUUUUAAUUGAGGACAGCGUGAUUUUUCAGAAUGUGUUCUAUGGAGUAACUACUGCUAACACAUCAAAUGUAACUAUUGUCAAUUCCAACAUAAGUCAUAAUGGUAUCGGCAUUCUAUCAAAUGGCUCAGGCAUUACACUGCGAAGCUCUUGGAUUGAUAGCAAUGAUGUUGGAGUUGUGCUAAUAACGAAAGAUAAGAAGGAAAUAGAUCACUGUUGUUUCACACGAAACAGAGUCGUUGGAAUAUGGUUAUUCAAUCAAGAAGAAACACUUUUCAGAGACUGUAGAUUCGAUAACAACAACGGAACACCAAUCCUAGCCUACAAAAGUACCUUCCAGUUGUCAGGAGAGAAUGUGUUUGUUAACAACAUUGCAGUAAGAGGCGGUGGUCUGGCCUUGUAUCAAUCAACAGUGGCGUUUGAUUCAGGAUCUACUACACGUUUUGAGAACAAUACAGCUCUGGAGUACGGUGGAGGGAUCUAUAUUGCUACAGAACCACCUCUCCAUCCACAGCUACUAGUUGUUACUGUGGAGAUCGAACUUUUGCAAAACUUCAUCUCUAACUUUCAUGAACCUUGCUUUUAUAACAAUGCCAGUGAUACUCAAGUGACGUUUUUUGGAAACAAUGCUAGUUUCGGUGGAAGGGAUAUUUUUGGAGUAACAGAAGUAUCAUACUUUGAGGAGAAAUGCUCAGUUUCAGAGAAUAGUAUUUUUCAUUUUGACGACUCAGUACCGAGUACUUAUCGACUUGCAUCAAACCCUUCUCGAGUGUGUUUCUGUGAAAACGAUACACAACAAUGCCAAAACCGUUCAUACCUUGUAUUAAACGAGAUGAAGUUUCCAGGGGAGAGCUUUGAGACUUCUGUAGUUUUUGUAGGAUUCAACUUUAGCAGAGUAACAGGAACUGUGUUUGCAACUGUACUGGAUGGACAGGCUGGAAGCAUCAAUGAUAAUCAACGUACACAAUCUGUCUAUGACUACGAGCACUGCACGACACUAACCUACACAGUAUUGUCCAACCAAACAAGCAGACCCCUUCAACUAAGCCUCUCUGUUGAAGAAUCGUUUGUUCAAGGCAAUCCAGACGAUAUAAUUAAAGAAAGUGUAAGUAACAUAUACUCUCUUGCAUGCAACGCUACGCACUUCCCAGCACCGUGUACAGCUCUUCUCCAUACGGCCAUCUUCAUUAACAUCACUGUUGAUAAGUGUCCACUGGGGUUUCAGCUUAAUAAUACUUCAAGUAUGUGCGGUUGCGACGAAUACAGUAAGCAGUUGAUGUUAACUUGUGAGAUUCAAAACCAUACUGGCGUUAUCACUAGAGAAGGAACUGUGUGGGUGGGAGUGGACACUGUCAAAAAUAAAACUGACCUUUACUACUUGUAUCAAUACUGUCCUAGUGACUACUGCACUAGGUCUGCAAUACCUGUUCACUUGACAUCCCCUGAUUCACAGUGCAGCUCCAACCGUGCUGGAAUACUGUGUGGGAGAUGUAAAGGUAACUACAGCCUGCAAUUAGGAGGUGAUCGGUGCAUACAAUGCAAUGACAAUAGUUCUGUUGCACUGUUGAUUGUGUUCGCCAUCCUCGGGAUUUUAUUGGUUGCUAUGAUUACAAUCUUUGACUUCACAGUUGCCAAUGGUACCAUAAAUGGACUUAUAUUCUACGCAAAUGUUGUGUGGAUUAACAAUGCUAUAUUGUUCCCACAGCGGAACAUUGGCUACUACAUCAUCACUGUGCCUAUAGCUUGGAUUAAUCUGGACUUUGGUAUUGAGACUUGUUUUAUUCAAAAUUUGGAUCAAGUAACUAAAAGUGGUUUACAGUUUGUGUUCCCAGUCUACAUCUGGUGCAUUGCUGGUCUCAUCAUUUUAGUGUCUCGGUAUUCCAUAAAAGCCACUCGAUUCUUUGGUAGAAACUCAGUUGCUGUUUUGUCCACUCUGAUCUUGCUAUCUUAUGGGAAGCUGUUCAGGAUUAUCACAAAUGUGCUUACUCCAUCUGACAUUAGUGGCUCUGGUGGUUCUAUCCGCAGAGUUUGGUUUCUGGAUGGAAAUGUUGAAUAUGGAAUAACCCCGGGUCACAUUGUCUUAAUGGUGGUUGCACUACUCUUUAUGCUAUUGUUUUGGUUGCCAUUCACUUUGACUCUCCUUCUAGUGCCCUUCCUAAAAGCCAAGUCAGACUACCGACCCCUUCGCUGGAUUAACACAUUCACGCCGUUUUUUGAUACCUUUUACGGUCCUUUCAAAGACAAGCGACAGCAUCAAGUGUGGACGGGGAUUCUGCUCAUCUCUCGUGUAGUGAUAUUGAUUAUUUCCGCAUCAACCUCAACAUCCAAUCCGAAUGCUAACAUACUGGUAAUGACCAUUAUAGCUACACUCCUGCUAUUGUUCACAUCCAUUGUUGGCUAUCUCUACAAGCAAUGGUUUGCAUCAGUGCUGGAAGUAUUGUACCUGUUCAACCUCAUCAUCUUAGGUGGAGCAUUCUUGUUUUAUGAAAAGCAACCGGAAGAUGUCCGACAAAACGACACCCUCAAUCCAGUGACUGCUACCUCAGUUUGUAUUGCUCUCCUUCAGUUUGCUUGCAUUAUAAUCUUCCACAUAUCCAAGACAGUCGGACCCAAGCUUCAGAGGCUCGCCAAGAAGAAGAGACAAGAAAUGGACAAUACAAGCGUACAAGAAGAGGAACUCAUACAAAGUGGAAGGUACAAAGUGACAACACAGGAAGUGACGUUGGGCAAUGCAACGCAGCAGCGUCAAUACUAUAAUGCCACUGAUUAUAGAGAGCCACUUCUGGAUGAUGUGUAGCAAUAAUAAUAUAUAACAUUGCGAAAGAAGUGAUACCGAGUGUGCAUACUAAUUUUACAUGCAAUUUGAGUAUGGUGAUUAGGAUAUGUAUGAUUUUUGUGCUGAUUGUUGAUUAUUAGCUGGAUUGUGCAAUAAUAUUAUAGUUUGCUUCAAUGAUG
Halichondria panicea is the source of this 3601-nucleotide messenger RNA. RefSeq lists its product as uncharacterized. The transcript has a single exon. The record is from RefSeq and is a predicted model, not a curated record. Lineage: Eukaryota; Metazoa; Porifera; Demospongiae; Suberitida; Halichondriidae. Bases 81 to 3443 code for a protein of 1120 amino acids.